Brenthis ino (lesser marbled fritillary) is the source of this 708-nucleotide messenger RNA. Lineage: Eukaryota; Metazoa; Arthropoda; Insecta; Lepidoptera; Nymphalidae. The record is from the annotation of a GenBank genome assembly.
AUGAUGGUUGAAGGGCCAGCGUUUCUAAAAAGUAAGGUAAUUAUUUGUAAAAAACCAAAACACCUGGUUACAAAUCUUGAGCAGGUUAACGUUCAUACAGCGGUCGUUAACACAACCUUGUGGCAAAGGUUUUCUUCAUUCUCGAAGCUUGUUCGGGUGGUCGCUUAUUGUCGACGUUGGUUAAGGAUAAGGAAAGGUUUGAGUAGUAGGCCAAGUUCAGAAGCAUUGGAGCGACAGGAAAUUGAAGAUGCGAUAAAGGUCUGUAUUAAAAAAUGCCAAGAAGAAGGAUUCCGGAAAGAGUUGGAAGAAUUGCGAAAACACGGCAUAAUAGAUAAGAAAAAGAAAAGUUUAAAGACAUUAAAUAUAUUUUUAGAUUCGGAAGGUGUAAUUAGAGUAGGUGGUCGGCUGGAAAUGUCUUCGCUGUCGUUUAACGAGAAACAUCCGAUCCUCAUACUUAAAGAAUCUUACUUAAGCGGACUCUUAAUUGCUGAUGCUCACCAAAAAACCCUGCACGGAGGCCCGCAACUCAUGAUUACCUAUUUGAGAUCGAAGUAUUGGAUUGUGGGUGCAAGGUCUCUAAUUAGAAAAUAUUAUCGUGGCUGUGUCACUUGUACGCGUUACUCGAACAGGUCCACAUCUCAACUUAUGGGGCAGUUACCUUCCGCGCGUGUGACACCGGAUAAGCCCUUUCUUGUCAGCGGAGUCGAU